Leptosia nina is the source of this 3072-nucleotide messenger RNA. NCBI's taxonomy places the organism in Eukaryota, Metazoa, Arthropoda, Insecta, Lepidoptera, Pieridae. The record is from the annotation of a GenBank genome assembly.
AUGGCUAUUGGUGUCGAUACUUCUAAAUGGAAGCCGAGAAGAUUGCAAGGGACACCUGCGGCGAAAUUCAGGAAUUAUUUAGGGAUUGGUAUAUUAAGUCUUGGACUCAUAAGCGGACUAAUCUUUCAUACGAUUCCUGUGACAAAAAACUUACGAGUAGCUUCUGAAAGGCUUUACGAAGACCCUAUUGAAGAAGUGGAAAGAAAACAAAUGAUUGCAGCGGGUCUGCCUAAUCAUGAAUUAAAUAAUAGUGCAAGCACCUCUAAACUUCCAGUUACCAAUAAAUACUUCUCUGAGGAAACUGCCUUAGAUGAUAGCUUAAAAGAAUUUCAAGAGAAGAAAAAAAACAUUGCAGGCCCCAAGAAGUCAAAGAAAAAACCACCUAAGAAGAUAAAGCUUAUCAAAGGCCAAAAAGAUAUAUACAGUUUGCUUAAAAAUAAUGAUUUGGUUGCUUAUUCAAAGGAUUUUGAUAAUGUGUGUAAGAAAUCAGGCCUUGAUAUUGACUCUGAACAGUUACAAUUGGCUAUAGCCCUAUCAAAAUCUAUUCAAGAUACAAAACAAACGGAGGAUGUCAUUGAGACAAAACCUUUAAGUUCCCAAGAGAGAACUCUUAAAAUUAGAACUACUCUCCAAGAAUACGGCUUCAGAGUGCCUGAAGUAAAGAUAGCUGAUGUAAACAAGAGAAAGAGAAAGAAAAAGGAAAAUUAUAAAUUGCUGACUGCCACCAAUGAGGAAAAGCAGCAAAUAAUAAUUCAUAAAUAUUCUAAGAUAUUGUCAGAAAAUGUUUAUAAAUUAAGUGAUUUUACAACAAAUAUACCAGAAGAUACCCUUUAUUAUAAAUCAACCUGUAUUCCAUACAAUGAUUUGAAAAGCAAUGAUAUUUUUUAUGUAAACUCAUUGAUCGAGAGAUGUACUGAAACAGUAAGCCUUCUAAGAAAUUGGUCGGACAUACCAGGUAGAUGUCCAAGUCCAGUAUUUGAGGGCCCUAAACUUGGUUUUCAAGACAUUCAAUGUUCUGAAGACGAACUUGACAUGCUUCUCAGUGGUUCUAUUUCUUCUGCACAAGAAUUUCUCUACACGAAACUCGGAGAAAGUAUUCCAAAAGAUGUUUUAUCUAGUUCUUAUAAUCAAAGUUAUCCCAAUACAGAUAGAGAUGAAGAAAGGGUUUUAAUUACAACAGAUUAUUAUUUAGAUAAAACAGUUGAAGAAGUUCAAGCAAAUUCAGUAGAUCACCAUAUGUCAGAUAGUAUAUUAGUUAAUGAAACUCUUUCUCAACCUCAUUUAGUAUCUAAAACAUGUGAUAUAACAAAAAUAGAGAUAACUAUAGAAGAAUCCCAGUGUGAAAGUGAGAAGAGCACAUCGGUAUAUAGAGAAAGAAGUAAUUCCCCAGAUUUGUUUGAUGAUGAAGUUUGUGUUAUUGGCAUAUCAGAGAAAUCUGAAAACACAAAUAUGUUUAAUUUUACAGAAUCCCAUGAAACUAUAGAUUUAACUCAAUGUGUAUCAAGUGCAAUAAGACCUCACUUUUCCAACAGAACUAGGAGAAUUUCAAAUGAUUUCAUGGAUCUUACUGAAUGUGUUGUUAAAAGCAAUUCAAAUAAUGAUGAAAAAAUUGAUCUUACACAAAAUUUUGAUGAUGAUACUAUAGUAUAUGUGCAUGAUGAUAAUAUGACCAUUAAUUGUGAUGGAACCAAUUCAAAUAUUGUUAUUGAAGAUGACAUCAAAAGUCAGAGAACACCUGUAUCUACAAUGUUGGAAUUUGAGUCAGUAACAUUUGGACUGAGCACAAUGCCUACUACAAGAAAUGAAACAAAUGUAGAAGCUAUGGAUUUAACACAGUCUUCUGAUUCUAGUGAUGAAAUACCAGAUUUAAUUAUAAAUGGUGCAGACAACGUAGGCUUAGAUAACACUAUUGUAAUAUAUGAUAAUUAUAAAACGAAUAGUUCUGAAGCCAAUGUUCAAGAUUUAGUUUGUUUUAACAUUACUUCUAUGGGUAACAAUGCUCAGACAUCUUGCAUUAACAAUUCUACAACUCAGAAUUUGAAAGAGGUAGAUGUAGUGGAUGUGGACGAAAAAGUUAAUGACAAAAUCGAUCUUACCCAAACUGAAUUUCUUUAUAAUGAGCCCACUAUCACAUCACCUACAAGGAAUUAUGACUGUCUUGGCAAAAAAGAUGAUAAAUCAAUUGAUUAUGACGAAAUGUUCGAUAAUGUUAUAGAAAGUUACUCAAAUUAUACAAAAUCUGGUCGUAGUUCAGAUAAAAGAAGUAUUACUAGUAACUCUUCAAUAGAAAAUAAGGAAGCAUCAACCAGCAAGCAUGCGUCUUGUGAAAUUUCUGACCAAGAACUUAAUGAUUCGAUGAAGAAAUCUGAAGGUGAUAACACUUCUGACGAAAAUUCGAAUGCUCCACUAGAAAAUGAUCAAGCUGACGAGUUACCGUUUAUUAAUUUGAUAAGUGAUAAUAGUAACGAAACAGUGACACCAAGAAGGAAAAACAAGAAUUAUCAUAUAAUAAAAACACCGAGUAACAAUGAAUACUUUGUAAAAACAGCUGAAGUGACACCGAUGCAGAAUUAUGAAGCGAUGUCUUCCCCUGAAAGGAAUAAGGAGCUUGAGAAGUAUGGUCUCAAACCAUUCAAACGAAAACGUGCUAUACAAAUGCUCACAUACAUCUACAACCAAACUCAUCCUAUAGUAGACUCGUGUAUUAACGAUUCUCCGUCACCUUCAAAGAAAUUUAAAAUGUCGAAUACAUCUCCACCGAAGACCACAGACGCAACGCCGCUUAUUAAAGACAUUAGCUGUGAUCCUGAAGAUUGGAUUUUUCAAAAACGGGAGAAGGCAAAGAUUCACUCUUGCAAAGUGCCUUUACACAUAGCGUUUCACAAUUACGUCACUUGCAGACGGCUAUUACGUGAAGCUAUACUCUGCUAUGAACCAAUAAACAUUGAUGUUGUACAUAAAGACUUGGUUGCUAUUGGUUACAGAUACAACCCUAAGGACCUUUUAAAGUUUUUGGACAAAAAGUGCAUAACAGUGAAAACCGCUGAUAAUAAUGCGAGAAAUAAAAGAUGA